Parasteatoda tepidariorum (common house spider) is the source of this 1816-nucleotide messenger RNA. The record is from RefSeq and is a predicted model, not a curated record. NCBI's taxonomy places the organism in Eukaryota, Metazoa, Arthropoda, Arachnida, Araneae, Theridiidae.
AUAAGCCUCCAUCCAUUAUUUGUCCGGAUGAUAUAACGGUAGAACUUAGUUUCAAUGAAAGCUCUUCAAAUCUCUCUAUUCCUCAACCAAUCACGAACAUGGAAGAUGUUGAAAUUUAUCCUGAUUGGAUAAGGUUAGAACAACCCAUUCCUUUCCCAAGUGGCAAAACAAACGUAUUAUUUAAAGUAAGAAAUGCUGACUCCAACGUGACUUCGCAGUGCAUCAUGACAAUCAAUGUUAUAGACACAGAACCUCCAAUGUUUUUUAUGUGCCCAGAAUCUUUUAGUGUGAGUGACGUCGGUUAUCAAGGGGUCAUUGUGACCUGGGAUGAGCCCGUUGCUACUGACAAUGUAGCCAUCCAAUCAGUUGUAAAAAACUUGGAACCAAAUUCUACUCUCAACGCCGGAGUUCAUUUUGUUGAAUACACAGCUAAAGAUGCUUCCGGAAACAGUGCAACCUGUGCAUUUCAAAUUAAUAUUACCCGUGCUCACUGUAAAGAUCUCAAUGAUCCUGAAAAUGGCAAGGCUGUUUGCAUGGAUUGGCUGAUGGGUAGGCUCUGCAGACCUGCAUGUAAUCCAGGCUUUUCACGUGAUCCCGAUGAGCCUAAAUUUUUUGCUUGUAGUGAUUCUGGAAAAUGGACCCCUUCAAAUAUCAUUUCCCCGUGUCUUUCUAUAUGUUCGAAUGGAACAGAAUGGUCAGCAAUCUCGCAAAGCUGUGAGGAAGAAUAGCUUUUAUUAUACAGUAGUAAAUAUUAAGGUACAAAGGCUAUUAAACUGUAAUUAAAAAUUGUUUUUAAGAAGUUUUCGAUACACAAAUGUUUCACACACUUGCAUUUAUCGUUUCCUAGUGACAUGCGUUUUUCCUAAAAGCACUUUCUCAACUUCUGAGCACUUGGCAGGGACAGGGAGUCCAUACACACUUUUCAGAUGUCAGUAGUUUUCACUUUUCUUAAUGACUUCUUCUAUUUUUGCAGCAUGAAGGUCUUCAUUAACUUUUCUUAUCGUCCCUUAGUGACAUGAAUGUUUCCUAGCACUUGUUUCACUUCUGAACACUUGACAGGGACAUACAGUGCUCUCUAUUCACCUUUUCCAGCUGUCUAUGAUCUUCACUUUUCUUGAUGACUGCACCCAUUUUCGCACCCAUUGACAACUGCUUACUUAUCAUACUUAUAGCAUUGCUUUCUAUACCGUAACAACAGACAACUACAGAGUGAAUCCUUUUAACCUUCCGUUAGUCGCGCGCACCUCACAGGUGCAUCCCUACUGCACUUCCACCUCCUUUGCCGUCAAUAGAUUUUUCCGGGGGUCGAGCCUAAUGUUACGUUCCUAACUUUGGAUUACUCAAAUGUCCGUGUAAAACCGACCUUAGAACAUGUCGAUGGAGAGUUGGAACCGCUCAAAUCACCCCUCUGGUGCAGCGCGACCAUUGACGCAAGUAUUAUGGAUAUAAUAUUUUUAUGAAUUAAAUAUAUAUAUUUUAUCUCAUUUUCUGUCCUUCUCAACGUAGCAGGUAUAAAUGGUCAAGUUAUAUACACAGAAAAUGGUUACGGAGUAAAAAACCGCAGAACCUUCUUGCGUCAAUUGGUUGAACAUCUUGUGAUGGAGGAAGAGAUCCGAGGCGAGAGCAAGAAAAAUUUAUCUUCGGUACUUCGCUAAAUAAGUUUUUUGAUAUUUAUCUCUCUAAAGAGUCUUAAAUUGGUAACAAUUAACUAUUUAAACUAGACUAAAUUUCAUUUGGCUUUCAAAAAAUCAGAAACACCUCAUAGGUGCAACGCGAUUAACCAUGUCGGAAACAAGUGCGCGACUAACGGAAGGUU